AUGACGCCUUUCCGGCUGAUGCGCACGCUCUUGCCAUCACGCCUGCGCAUUGCUAAUGCCACACCCACGUCCGCGGUAAUCUUCCCCGCCGCCACGCCCACACGCCAUUGCGGAAACCCACGAGACUGCCUACGCAAUUGCCGCUGCUUUGCUGAUGUUCAACACACUCAUGCAUCGAAUAGAAAUGUCUGGUUCAGUAGCGCCGCUCCUCGCAGCUCAUCGUUCGCGAAUCAGCAUUCAGAUCACAAACCUCCGGAUGAGCGAACGCUGCAGUUAGGGAAGACAGUCAGAAUCUUGCACGAGCGGUUACCGACACUGUUGAAGGAACCUCUUCCUUCAGAGGUUCUUUCUCCACAGAUCACACUUCAUCUGUUUCCAUCAACACACCCUCAUUUGCCGACUGUUUCGGGACGAUUGGCAUACAUCGCAGCGCUAUGGACUGCUCCAGUCGCGUGGGGACGAGUACCUCUUAUCGGCAAUGUCAACCUAGUCAUCACAUCCGAACGCAUGAUUAGAAAUGGCGGAAGCUCCCAACCCCUUGCGAAUCGAGAAGAGAAGCUGGUCGUCAAGUGGAAGACUUGUGGCAAGACAUCACAUCGAGAUGGAACGGGCGGUAUUUAUCGCGGCAUGGGCAUCGCAGCAAAAGACCCUAUGGAUAGGAUCCUGGACUUUGUCAAUGGUAGCGCGAAGGGAAAGAAUGAGAAGUCACCCAAGGCGGAAGAGUUCUGUGGGAUCUUCGUGUUCGAGUUUGACGAAAAGGGGAGGGUUGUAAAGCAUGUUAUAGAGCAUGCUGAGGAAGGCGGUGAUUGGGAUCGAAUGACUCGCGUGGUCUCUGUUACGGACUGGCUAUUGGGAGUGUUCAAUGGCAAGAAGAAGGAAGAGGAAAUGUCUCUUGCGUGGUGUGAGGAGAGACCUAGUGCUGGUCCAAUUAGAUUGAUGGAUCGGAGGUGA
This is a messenger RNA of Ramularia collo-cygni, 951 nucleotides long. RefSeq lists its product as uncharacterized. The transcript has a single exon. The coding region runs from base 1 to 951 and encodes 316 amino acids. Lineage: Eukaryota; Fungi; Ascomycota; Dothideomycetes; Mycosphaerellales; Mycosphaerellaceae. The record is from RefSeq and is a predicted model, not a curated record.